AUGAGCCGGGAGCUGCUGCUGCUGCUGCUGUCCCUGGUGGGGGCAGCUGCCCAGAAACCCGGGUACACAAUAACCCAGCCCGAGUCCCUGUCGGCGCCGGCCGGGGGCUCCGUCACCCUGCCCUGCGCCUUCACCUACCCCCCCGAGAUCGAGCCGCUGCAGGACCUCCGGGUUCACUGGAGACGAGGCGGGUUCCAUGGCGAGGUUAUCUACAAUCACACCGAGGGGCUCACCCACCCGGAUUACAGGGGCCGCAUCGCCCUGGUCGGAGACCCGCGGGGGAGCCGAACGGCCUCGAUCCGCAUCGACCGGCUGCGGGAGUCGGACGCCAGCGAGUACGUCUGCCAAGUUUGGGCGCUGAGGAACGAUGGCCAAUGGGAGCAAUGGCGCGGCCUCCCUGGGACCCAACUCACGGUGACAGUGCGGGAAGCUCCCAGCCCCACAGACAGCACCCGGCACCCGGAAAUGGUCACAACUGGCACAGGGGGUGCCGAGAGAACCUACCCCCGACGCAUCGACACUGUUCACCUCGUCCUCAUCGGCCUCGUCCUGCUGCUCUCCAAGGCCGGCAUCCCCAUUGUGGUCUUUGCCCUGGGCCGGUGGCUGGGCUGCGGUCAUGGCUCAGAAAGCGUCACCGAGCAGGUGCCCAGGAGUGAGGCACCGUCAGCAUCACGAUUUGAACUCACCUCCCUGGCACAGAGCCCUUCGCCAGGCAUCCCCGGGGAAUGACACCGUCCAGCAGCAGUAGAAUGGCUGUUAUCCUCCAGCAAAACACCAGCUAGCCAGAGCAGAGAGGGAUGGAUAGUGUGCAUGGGUGGGAGGGGGGAGUGUGGGGAUAGAUAGAUAGAUAGAUAGAUAGA
This is a messenger RNA of Mauremys reevesii (Reeves's turtle), 860 nucleotides long. RefSeq names its product paired immunoglobulin-like type 2 receptor alpha. Gene Ontology annotation, biological process: cell surface receptor signaling pathway; positive regulation of T cell proliferation; negative regulation of T cell proliferation. The record is from RefSeq and is a predicted model, not a curated record. Lineage: Eukaryota; Metazoa; Chordata; Testudines; Geoemydidae. The transcript has 3 exons. Gene Ontology annotation, cellular component: external side of plasma membrane. Bases 1 to 729 code for a protein of 242 amino acids.